AUGUGCUUCUACAAGCUACAAACCUGUCCUUAUCCUCAUCAAGAUCCUCUUGCCGCGCUCACCUUCCACCACGAGAAAGAAAGUGAAUGGGUACCUUGCGACCUCAGCAAGCCAUGGGGUCGUCUAAGUUGCGGCAAGCUUGUUAUUGAACAUCCCGUCGGUCUCGACUCAUCGCUCACGGCCUCCCACACUCCCUCGAUCGGAUUAUCCGGAAACGUUCUUGGAACUCGCUCUGGAAAUCCACUUGAAAAGCACGUCGUCGAGCCCACAAAAAUCCCUGUCAAAACCCGGCAAUCUUCUGCUGAUACAAUCGUUCCUGUUGGUGGAGAUAGCACAUAUGACGCAGCAAAAACCCAUGAUCAAACCGCCCCGUGCAAGUGGUGCACCGCAGUCAUCAAGAUAGUGGCUUUGAAGUCUCGAGAGGUCCAAGGCGAAGCACGACGGGAGAUAGCAGAAUUGGAGGGAAUCAUGGACGGCAAUCCUGCUUUGAGGCAGCUCCAGAGAGACAUUAUGCAUGUGGAAAAAGAGCUCGAUGUCUUGAGACGACAUGCUUGGGAGAUGGCGAGGGGUUUCCUGAACGGUGUAGAGGAGCCUGUUGACUGCUAG
Molecule: messenger RNA, 606 nt
Organism: Exophiala oligosperma
Lineage: Eukaryota; Fungi; Ascomycota; Eurotiomycetes; Chaetothyriales; Herpotrichiellaceae
Exons: 1
Coding region: 1-606 (201 amino acids)
Source: RefSeq, a predicted model, not a curated record